This is a messenger RNA of Hymenoscyphus albidus, 3004 nucleotides long. NCBI's taxonomy places the organism in Eukaryota, Fungi, Ascomycota, Leotiomycetes, Helotiales, Helotiaceae. The record is from the annotation of a GenBank genome assembly.
AUCGAGAUCACGGCCAACACCAUGAAAGUACACCACCAUGGCACAUAUUGCGAGACUUGGUGCUCUCACCGAGGAGCUGGUCACGCUGAUAACUUCGACAUCUCCAAAGGUAGACACCACUUUACUUUGUUUUCAAGGACCUUCUCUGCUCGUUGCGCGCCAAUGUGGGACUAAUACCACCAUAGAACGAUCCUGCCCGAUUUAGCGCGCAUCGAGAGUCUGCCCUGCGCGCCUUGCGCAACAGCAACUACCUUCGAACGAACCAAUUCGAUGUUUACAAUCAACUGGAAGGACUGGAUGAGAAGUUUCGCGUUUACGAUGAGGAUGAUCUCGCGGAUGCGCUCAAGAAAAGGGUCGAUUACGUCCAGAAGUCGCAGUCCAAGUGGAAUCCUGAGAUAUUGCAUCUACUCUUGGAAUUAUCUGAUAGGCCCCUGAUAAACUCGAAAGUCAAAGACUUGGACCUUUUAAGGAGACCAGACAAAACCGAGCCACCAUUACGAUGGAAAGAUCUUAUCGCCGAGGAUCCCCUUCUUAGGGAAAAACGCAUAUGGCAGAAUGUAGAUUUUGCUGCUGAGAGUUCGGAUGAUGGGUUUGAGGAUAGCGCGAGCGAAGGAAGCGAAUUGACAGAGCAAACAACCCAGUCGAGUGUAGACCAAGCCUCAGGCAGACGACUAGAUGAUUAUAUUGUGGAUGUUGCAAACAGGGAAAGUCUAUUGAAGCUCCGAGAUACCCAAUUCUGGCUGAAGAAUCCAAGUGUUGGUGGAGUCAAGUUGGAUACGGUGAAGAAGUCUCUCACGGAACUUCAAGCCAUUCGGGAAGUCCUCUUUAUGUUGUCCGGUAUGCCGACUUCGCUGUUUGAAACACAAGCUCAGUCGGAUGAUAUCAAACCCUCCAAAAGCUACGCUCUGAAGCAUUGCUCACACGAGGCAUUCUAUAAGAUUAUCAGAUCGUUCGCAGAACAGGGGUCAACUAUCAAGUACCUGAGAUCUUGGGCACAACGACCUCAGAGCAUACCUUUACUCCAGGUAUUCCAAGGUUCUAUAUUAACAAGAGUUGCUAACUUCGAUCGUCAUCUAAGUCAGCUGCAAGCGAAAUUUCUGGAAAUGAAAACCGAUUUAGUGAUAAGCCUCGUUCAAAUUCAGGCCGAGAUCGCAACAGGUGUGGAUUUGCUCCUCAAGCUUUCUUCUCUUGUCAAAAUAUUAGAGGCAGAACCAUAUGCACAUGCGUUCCGGUACCUGGAGAUGUUGUUUGAUGAGACAUGCAUUGCACAGAUGAUUGGUGAAAUGGAAACAUACGAAUACUUGGGCACCAUAUUCUUUGAAUGUUUCCAAGUAUACCUGCGCCCUAUCAGAGUCUGGAUGGAAGAAGGAGAGUUGAGCACAGGAGACAAGGUCUUCUUCAUAUCCGGAGCCGCGGGGGAAAUUGACUUGGUCUCUAUUUGGCAAUCUCGUUUCAAGCUUCUUCAGACCCAAGACGGUGUUCUACAUGCCCCCAAGUUUCUUCGAGCUGCUGCAAGCAAGAUAUUCACGACUGGAAAAAGUGUCGUGGUGCUCAAGCAACUCAAUCAAUUUUCCUCAAUGAGUGACAUCGAUAAGCAAAUGGAGCCAAGAUUAAACUUUGAUGCUGUCUGUGGCUCUGCUUCAUUACAUUUGGCGCCGUUCAAUGAGCUUUUUGACGAAGUCUUCGCCACUUGGAUUCAAAGUAAACAUCAACAUGCCUCAACAAAACUUCAAAGAAUACUGUUUGAUUCUUGUGGAUUACAUACUUCACUUGAAGCCCUUUGGCAAAUUUAUUUCAUGGCUGAUGGUGCUUGUAGUUCUGCAUUUACCUAUCCUCUGUUUGAUAAACUGGACACCCUCGAUACUUCCUGGAGUGACCGGUUUACUCUUACCGAGCUUUGCAGUAGUGCUUUUGGGCAUUUGCCAUCUGUCAAUAUCGAUCGUCUUCGAACAAAGGUACUGCCAUUGUCCCAAAAGAAUCAAGACAUUAGCAAAUGUCGAAAAACGGUCAAGGUUUUGGCGAUCAUAGAACUACAAUACCGCCUUCCCUGGCCCAUACAGAUAAUUGUCACACCUGCGGCAAUAGCUAUGUAUCAACGAAUAUUCACAUUUCUCUUCCAACUUCGACGAAGCUCCCACAUUCUCACUCGACAAAGACUCGUCACCGAUUUACUCACAACAACAAGUAGUUCUGAUGAACGCGCCUUAUACUAUUCGUUACGAAAUGGGCUUCAAUGGUUUGUUCAGGCUCUUUACUACUACAUAACAUGUCUUGUAUUGGAGCCAGCAUCACUCAAAAUUCAAAAUGCACUAAAGGAAGCGGUAGACAUUGACACCAUGAUCGAGGUUCAUUCCACGUAUAUCAAAUCUACAGUCGGACAAGCUUUACUGGGCGCCAAACUAGGGCUUAUCCAUAAAACUAUCCUCAAAACACUCGACCUAGCAAUCAAACUUGAGGAUGCGCAGGCGGCUAAUGCAUCAGCGAGUAAAGAAGCAAAUGAACAGCAACAGAAUAUGAUGGAUAUGUCCAUGGCUAGUCUGGGGUUACAUACGCCGCAAAAAUUUCGAUCGAGGCCAAGUCUGAAGUUCUCUCGAACUCCUAGGUUCAAAGAUGAGAGUUCUGAUGAGGAUGAGGACAAAGAAGUGGACGUUGAUUUGAGUAUUUUCUCCAUGUCGAUGCUUCAAGACGAGAGGAAAAUGUCGUAUGCGGAGCAGUUGAGGGAUAUGAAAGAGGAAUUCGAGAGGGCUGUUAGGUUUGUGAGUAGUGGGUUGAGGGGCGUUGCGAGGGCUGGAUUGGGCGAUGAGGCAAGGAAUUGGGAUCUUUUGGCCGAGACUUUGGAGCUUGGGUUUGGGGAUGUUGCGGGCAUGAGUAGGGUGUUUUGAGUUCUAGAUACGGGUAGAUAUAUGAAUUAGGAAGAUCACUAUGACUCUCGAACCAUAUCAAUUGGGGGUAAGCGGUAUUAUCCUUGUUGUUCUGAUCGUGAUAGACCUUCUUGAGUAUUCUG